This is a messenger RNA of Sphaerodactylus townsendi, 4116 nucleotides long. Its product is annotated as zinc finger protein 208-like. The record is from RefSeq and is a predicted model, not a curated record. Lineage: Eukaryota; Metazoa; Chordata; Lepidosauria; Squamata; Sphaerodactylidae.
CUGUUUCUAGAGUGGGCUGUGAUGAAGAGCAGGGACUGGCGGAGUAGCAGCUUAGGGGGUGUGCGGGAAUCAGCGAAUGAAAUGAGACAGCUCCCACUGACAAAGAAAGAGGAUACAUCUUCAGAUGUGAGAGAGAAUUUUGACUAUUUCCAUGAACUGAGGAUGCAGGAAAGAGAAGGUCCACUUAACGAAGGGGAAAAUUCCAGCUUUUUACAGGAUGAGACCUUUGUACUGCAAGACAUAUAUCAAGGAAAGAAGAGGAACGAGCGCACUGCAAGCAGGGAAGAUGUUCCCCAAAACUCAGUCACUUCUAACAAAAAGCAACUAUAUAAAUGUCAGGAGUGUGGAAAAGGCUUUGGGGACAAAAACAGCAUAACAACUCAUCAAAUAAUUCACACAGGGAAGAAACCAUAUAAAUGUCUAGAGUGUGGGAAAAGCUUCACUCAGAGUAACAAACUUACUUCCCAUUCAAGAAUCCACACAGGAGAGAAACCAUACAAAUGCCUGGAGUGCGGGAAAAGCUUCACUCGGAAAGACAGUUUAACCUCCCACCGAAGAAUUCAUACAGAGCAGAAACCAUAUACAUGUCUGGAUUGUGGGAAAGGCUUUGCUCAGAGUUCUAAUUUUAUUUCCCAUCAAGGGAUUCACAAUGGGGAGAAACCAUACACAUGUCUGGACUGUGGAAAAAGCUUCAGUUGGAGAGAAAGUCUAACUUCCCACCAAAAAACUCACACUGGGGAGAAACCAUUUAAAUGCUUGGACUGUGGAAAAAGCUUUGCUCAGAGUUCCAAUUUUACUUCCCAUCGAAGGAUUCACACUGGGGAGAAACCAUAUACAUGCCUGGAGUGUGGGAAAAGCUUCUCGACAGACAAACUUAUAUCCCAUCAAAGAAUCCACACAGGGGAGAAACCAUAUAAAUGUCUGGAGUGUGGAAAAAGCUUCAGUCGGCGAGACAAACUUAUUUCCCAUCAAAGAGUCCACACAGGGGAGAAACCAUAUACAUGUCUGGAGUGCGGGAAAAGCUUCACUCGGAGAGAUAAACUUAUUUCCCAUCAAGGGAGCCACACUGGGGAGAAACCUUAUAAAUGUCUGGAGUGUGGAAAAAGCUUCAGUUGGAGAGAGAGUCUAACAUCCCAUCAAAGAAUUCACACUGGGGAGAAACCAUUUAAAUGCCUGGACUGUGGAAAAAGCUUUGCUCAGAGUUCCAAUCUUACUUUCCAUCGAAGGACUCACACUGGGGAGAAACCAUAUACAUGCCUGGAGUGUGGAAAAAGCUUCCCUCGGACAGACAAACUUAUUUCCCAUCAAAGAAUCCACACAGGGGAGAAACCAUAUAAAUGCCUGGAGUGUGGGAAAAGCUUUAGUUGGAGAGAGUAUCUAACUUGCCAUCAAAGAAUCCACACAGGGGAGAAACCAUUUAAAUGUCUGGAGUGUGGGAAAGGCUUCAGAUGGAGAGUGAGUCUUACUUCCCAUCAAUGGAUUCAUACUGGGAAGAAACCGUAUACAUGCCUGGAGUGUGGAAAAAGCUUUGCUGUUUUUGAAAGCCUUACUUCUCACCAAAGGAUUCACACAGGGGACAAACCAUUUAAAUGUCAACAGUGCGGGAAAAGCUUCGGUUAUCGUACAAGCCUUAUCUACCAUCAAAGAAUUCACACAGGAAAGAAGCCAUAUAAAUGCCUGGAGUGUGGGAAAAGCUUCAGAUGGAGAGUGAGUCUUACUUCCCAUCAAUGGAUUCAUACUGGGGAGAAACCAUAUAAAUGCCAAGAGUGUGGGAAAAGCUUCAGUUGGAGAGAGAGUCUGAUUUCCCAUCAAAGAAGCCACACAAGGGAGAAAUCAUAUAAAUGCCUGGAGUGUGGGAAAAGCUUCAGGUGCAGAGCGAGUCUUACUUCCCAUCAAUGGAUUCAUACUGGGGAGAAACCAUUUACAUGCCUGAAUUGUGGAAAAAGCUUUGCUGUUCAUGAAAGCCUUACUUCUCAUCAAAGGAUUCACACAGAGGAGAAACCAUUUAAAUGCCAAGAGUGUGGGAAAAGCUUCGGUUAUCGUACAAGUCUUCUCUACCAUCGAAGAAUUCACACAGGGGAGAAACCAUAUAGAUGCCUGGAGUGUGGGAAAAGCUUCAGAUGGAGAGUGAGUCUUACUUCCCAUCAAUGGAUUCAUACUGGGAAGAAACCAUAUACGUGCCUGGAGUGUGGAAAAAGCUUUGCUGUUCAUGAAAAGAGUCUAAUUUCCCAUCAAAGAAUUCACACUGGGGAGAAACCUUAUAAAUGCCUAGACUGUGGAAGAACCUUUACCUACAGUACCAGUUUUAUUUCCCAUCAGAGGACACACACUGGGGAGAAACCAUAUACAUGUCUGGACUGUGGGAAAAGUUUUGCUCAGAGGUCCAAUUUUAUGUCCCAUCAAGUGAUUCACACAGGGGAGAAACCAUAUAAAUGCCUGGACUGUGGAAAAAGCUUUGCUCAGAGUCCCACUUUAACUUCCCAUAAAAAAAUCCACACAGGGGAGAAACCAUAUACAUGCCUGGAGUGUGGAAAAAGCUUCAUUCAGAGAGACAAACUUAUUUCCCAUCAAAGAAUUCACACAGGGGAGAAACCAUAUAAAUGUCAGGAGUGUGGGAAAAGCUUCAGUUGGAGAGAGUGUCUAACUUCCCACCAAAAAACUCACACUGGGGAGAAACCAUUUAAAUGCCUGGACUGUGGAAAAAGCUUUGCUCAGCGUUCCAAUUUUACUUCCCAUCAAAGGAUUCAUACUGGGGAGAAACCGUAUACAUGCCUGGAGUGUGGAAAAAGCUUUGCUGUUCAUGGAAGCCUUACUUCCCAUCAAAGAAUUCACACUGGGGAGAAACCUUAUAAAUGUCCGGACUGUGGGAAAAGCUUUACCCACAUUUCCAGUUUUACUUCCCAUCAGAGGACACACACUGGGGAGAAACCAUACACAUGUCUUGACUGUGGGAAAAGCUUUGCUGUUCAUCAAAGACUGACUUCUCAUCAAAGGAUUCACACUGGGGACAAACCAUUUAAAUGCCAAGAGUGUGGGAAAACCUUUGGUCAUUGUUCAAACCUUAUCUACCAUCAAAGAAUUCACACAGGGGAGAAACCAUAUAAAUGCCUGGAGUGUGGGAAAAGUUUCAGUCAUCCUAGAAGCCUUACUUUUCAUCAAAGAAUUCACACAGGGGAGAAGCCAUAUAAAUGCUUGGAAUGUGGAAAAAGCUUUAGAUGGCCUAAGCAGUUUACUUACCACCAAAAAAUUCACACAGGAGAGAAACCAUAGAAACACCUGGGGUAUGUAAAAAGAGGAGGUUCUAAACAGCUUCCGAUACCCCGAAAUCAGACCAAAUUCAAAGAGUAGAUUUGUUGCUAAUCUCUAUGCAAAUGGACAUAUUGAAGGUGAAAUAAAAAAUGGAACACGUAUACAAAGUGGUUGGCAAGAUAACAGAAAUAAAGAACGACAUUAAAGGACUAGCUACUGUCUUUAAAAAAAUUCACAGAGGACCUUGGAGACGAUGGCUGGAGUAAACCAGAAAGAGAUGCAUCAAGCAGAGAAAGUUCUUUUGCUGCAUGUGAAACAGAGGGAAUGUGCAUUAAGGAUACAUGCGAUGCCAGAAAAGGAUGGUGAUCUUAGAAAAGUCUUUAUUCCAGAAUUGGGGAAGUUUAUGUCUCUUUCUGUUGGAGAAAUGAAUCUUAUCGUGGAUACAAACUAUCGUGUAAGGUCAGGCAGCAAAAACUGAGACUCUCCCUCAAGACUGUGUUAUGUAUUUGACAUGAGGAUCACUUAAAGAUGAGAUCCUUCCCAUGCAUCAUAAAAAGAAGAUGCAGUUUCAUGGUCAAGAUUUUUUUAUUUAUACUUUAGAUUUAUUACCCGCCCUCCCCUGGAGGGCUCAGGGCUGCAUACAGCAUAAGAAAUACACAGUAAUUAACAAUUAAUAAUAAUAAUAAUAAUAAUAAUAAUAAUAAUAUAUUAAAACCAACAUUCUAAUACUCUAAUAAAACCAAAGUGAAUUCAAAAUUUAAAAUUCAGAUGGCAAUAAAAACCCUUCCCUCCCACCCCCACCCAAAGCCCAGUAGUAGAGGCCAACCGGACGUGCUUCGGGCCAUGGACUCUCAAUAGGUGCUCCUC